AUGGCACAAUUUGUUAAUGGACUGCAAGAACGAAUUUCUCGCAAGGUAGAAAGAUUAGUUUACCAUGAGUUGCAGGAACUACUUCAUAUGGCAAUACAAAUUGAGCAACAAAUCAACAAGAAGCAAACUCGGGUAAACCGAGCUCGGAUGACCGCACCAAAUCCUCCGACACACCGAACCGAGUACAAGGGCAUUUCCACCGAUGUGAGCCGACCAAAUCUUGAUGAAAUUCAUGUUAAGGCCAAGGGGAAAUCCGUGGCUACUUAUAAGGAGGAUGCAAAGGUAAGUAAAUCGAACACUACUAACCUUCGAACUCGAGAGAUUAUUUGCUACAAGUGUAGGGGACGCGGACAUUAUGCUAAGGAUUGCCCGAACAAUCGAGUCAUGAUCCUCACCGACGCGGGAGAGUAUGAGUCAAUGGACGAGGAUGAAGUUGAGAAAGUACAAGAAGAGAUCGAAUACCCGGAUAGUGGUGAGUUAUUGGUCACGAGACGCGUUUUAAGCGCCAUGACAAAUCCGGAAGAAACCGCACAACGAGAGACCAUAUUCCACAGUCGUUGUACCGUGAGGAACAAGGUAUGUGGUUUAAUUAUUGAUAGUGGUUCUUGUACUAACGUUGCGAGUGCCUACAUGGUAAAGAAACUAGGGCUUGAAACCGAGAAGCAUCCUCAUCCGUACAAGUUACAAUGGCUUAACAACCAAGGUGAACUUAAGGUAAAAGAGAGAGUCAAAGUUUCAUUUAGCAUUGGGAGAUACCAAGAUGAAGUAGUAUGUGAUGUGGUUCCAAUGCAAGCCGGACACAUUCUUCUUGGACGACCUUGGCAAUUCGACCGAGAGGUGAAACAUGAUGGUAGGACUAACCAUUAUUCAUUCAUAUAUAACAAACGUAAGAUAUCGUUGGCUCCCCUUAGUCCAUCGCAGGUUCAUGAGAUGCAAGUGAAGUUGUCAAAGGAAGGCGACGACAAAAAGACAAAUUUUUAUGUAAAACCGAGUACGGUAAGUAAAGCGUUAGUCAAUGACCGCUUGGUUUUACUAAUGUUGUUCAAAGAUGCUUUGAGUACAGGCUCCGAACAGAUUGUGCACCCUCCGGAGAUCACAAGACUCUUGGAAUGUUUCCAAGACAUUUUCCCCGAGGAAACACCCGCAGGAUUGCCACCAAUUCGAGGGAUCGAGCAUCAAAUUGAUCUCGUACCGGGAGCACCUCUACCGAAUCGUCCUGCUUAUCGUAUGAAUCCCGAGGAAACUAAAGAACUCCAAAAGCAGGUACAAGAGUUAUUAUCUAAGGGUUAUAUACGCGAAAGCUUAAGUCCUUGUGCAGUGCCGGUUUUGCUCGUACCGAAGAAGGAUGGGACGUGGCGCAUGUGCGUUGAUUGUAGAGCGAUAAACAACAUCACCAUCAAGUACCGUCAUCCCAUUCCACGACUAGAUGAUAUGUUAGAUGAGUUGAGUGGAGCAACCAUGUUUUCAAAGGUGGAUUUAAAGAGUGGUUACCAUCAAGUACGUAUUGUGUCUUAUGUUGCCUUUUGGACAACGAAUACAACAAGCUCGAAACCAGGGGACACUUGGAGACUCACUAAGGUAUUCCUAUGGUUAGAUUUCAAGAGGAUAUCCAGGCCAAAGGGCACUCGGAGUCCUUAG
Messenger RNA from Tarenaya hassleriana, 1638 nucleotides. RefSeq lists its product as uncharacterized. The transcript has a single exon. The record is from RefSeq and is a predicted model, not a curated record. NCBI's taxonomy places the organism in Eukaryota, Viridiplantae, Streptophyta, Magnoliopsida, Brassicales, Cleomaceae. Gene Ontology annotation, molecular function: zinc ion binding; nucleic acid binding. Bases 1 to 1638 code for a protein of 545 amino acids.